GCAUUAUAUGCUUUCAUUCCUCAUAGUUUGUUUCAAGUAACUCAAUAAUCUCUUCUAUUCUCUUAAAGUUAGACUCCAUCCUCGAAGGUCUCGAAAACUUACCCAAACUCUUAAGAGAAGUAUAUUCGAGUCUAAGUAAGGAUGGACGACGAGGGGAAUAAUGGUCGGCUCAAUUACUGGUGCAACUCAUGCCAAAAAAUCAUCAGCUUCUCUUCUUCUUCAGAGAGGGUAAUAUGUCCUACAGAUCCAAACCAUACACUAGCCAGAUUCACCCCUCUAGUUAGAGAUGAUGGUCAGCGCCUUUAUUGGUGCUCCAUAUGCCGAACACAUUUACUCUUAACAUCUGCUUUCGCGAAUACUUUCACCUGCACAAGAUGCGCAAAUCCCAUCUGCCAAAUUCGAGGGCUUACAGUAUACAGACAAGGCCGAUUUGGCGUCAUUAUGGAUCCGCCAGAUUCUUACCAUGAUUUACAUCCGAGGUUGCCUCUCGUCGAACACAUAAUACUUGACCACAAUGAUGGAGAAGCAUUAUCAAUAGGAGCUUUUCCGCCAGCCCGCCCUGAAGCAGCACCAGAGCCUGUAAUCGCUGCGAUUCCGACUGUGAAAAUCUCCGAAUCUCAUUUGGCGGCGGAUGACUCCGCUCAUUGUACUGUUUGCCUGGAAGCUUUUGAGGUUGGAGUGGAGGUAAGGGAGUUGCGGUGUAAGCAUUUUUAUCACAAUGAUUGUAUUCUUCCGUGGCUGAGGAGUACCAACUCUUGUCCUAUCUGUCGACGUGAAACAACCUUAAUCGGUAUUCUUGAGCAUAAAUAUGAGCGUGAGGGAGGAGGGAUCAAUUGGAUCAUGAUGAUGAGACGGCGGCUCAGCGAUUAUUUGGGGAGUUUUGUUGCACGGCUGAAGCGGCGGUUCUGCGAUUAUUUGGGGAGUGUUGUUACACGGCUGAAGCGGCGGUUCUGCGAACCAUGGCUGCUCGGGCGUCAUAUUCAUUUGCUUGUUAAUAGUGUUGUAAUAUGUUCUAUUUCUGGUCACCUUAUUAUUAUUAUUAUUAUUGUAAAUCUAAUCUAAUCUAAUAAAUUUGGAAAACUGUCAAGGGUGAUUUCUUUUUUUACAGGAGUGCCAUGCAUUGGUUGCC
This is a messenger RNA of Cuscuta europaea, 1129 nucleotides long. The record is from the annotation of a GenBank genome assembly. Lineage: Eukaryota; Viridiplantae; Streptophyta; Magnoliopsida; Solanales; Convolvulaceae.